AUGAAUACGGACCAACAGACUGUACGGACGCGUCCGCGUGUUUCACGGGCUUGUGAAAGAUGCCGUGUCAAGAAGGCAAAGUGUGACGGUGAGAAGCCUUGCAGGAGGUGUAAUUUAGACCAAGCACCCUGUUCGUACAAGCUACGAAGGAAGACCGAUUCUGCAAGCACAAACCAAAGAUACACCAAUCUCCUCAUUCAACAUCAGGAGGCUCUCACGGCGGGCGUGGUGGAACUGUACGGGCGGCUCGUCAGAGGUCAGAGAUGGGAUGGCGCUCCCGUCGAGGAAGUCAAUGGCAGCCCCAGCGUGCACGAGAUCCUUGAACGAUUGGGGGUACUUGACCGCGAUGACGACGCCGACUACCGCAACAUCGACUCCUACUCGACCAAGAACAACAACAACAACAAAUCAGAACCUGUCUCGCCGGUAAGCCUGGGGAGAUCAAUUCCGCCCAUCAUUGCGCCGAAGACCAAAAGGCAGGUUCGAACAGCCGUGCGAAGAGAACCGGUCUGUCAUGUACCUGGCACAGCACCACCUGAACAGCGGAGUGCUGUCGCGGAAUCGCCAAUACCAGCCAUGGCAACGAUCAUGAGCCGGACGUCGACCACCUGUGGACCGCCGCCUUCGGCACUCGAUGCGGAUGAAGUGCCACCCCAUUCGACAUAUUUCGGGCAAUAUCCUUCGCCGUUGACCCCAAUAUCCGACGCACGAAGCACAUCUCUGUCUCAUUGCUCUGGAGGACGUCUCAACAGUACCAGUACGUCGACAACAUCAUGGGUCGACUCUCCGGUGGAUGACUUCUGUGACGAGCUAUUCGGCACACCGAUACCCACGCCCAGGACGGAAGUCCAGACAGGAUAUCAACCAUCGGAUCGCCGCCGAAUCGAACCUCCUCCCCAACCUCACCUUCACGCCCUGACCCCUCCAGUCCAUCAGCGGCCAUCCGCCGUGGCCCCGCCGUUCGCGUCCCCGUACCUGAGCGUCACGGAAGCCUACCACGCUGAAUACUUCUUCGACGCGACCGUGAGCGGCGGCGGAGUGUCCAUGUACGGAUGGGAUGGUGGACCGGGCGGCCCGGGCGGGAAUGAAUAUGCCGCCUGGGAGACAACAGGGGUGUAUGUCUAG
Fonsecaea erecta is the source of this 1125-nucleotide messenger RNA. RefSeq lists its product as hypothetical. The coding region runs from base 1 to 1125 and encodes 374 amino acids. Gene Ontology annotation, biological process: regulation of DNA-templated transcription. Lineage: Eukaryota; Fungi; Ascomycota; Eurotiomycetes; Chaetothyriales; Herpotrichiellaceae. The record is from RefSeq and is a predicted model, not a curated record. Gene Ontology annotation, molecular function: DNA-binding transcription factor activity, RNA polymerase II-specific; zinc ion binding. The transcript has 3 exons.